Messenger RNA from Hypanus sabinus (Atlantic stingray), 7232 nucleotides. RefSeq names its product transmembrane protein 199 (gene vma12). Bases 178 to 774 code for a protein of 198 amino acids. Gene Ontology annotation, biological process: vacuolar proton-transporting V-type ATPase complex assembly. The record is from RefSeq and is a predicted model, not a curated record. The transcript is spliced from 7 exons. Lineage: Eukaryota; Metazoa; Chordata; Chondrichthyes; Myliobatiformes; Dasyatidae. Gene Ontology annotation, cellular component: endomembrane system.
CAGAGCUCGGGGCUGCAUCCGUUUCCUCGCCGGGGUUUAAACCUGCUGCUUACAUUUGGUGUAAUUUUACAGAUUAUGUAAGGACGCUUUUCUGACUUCUGCCCCAGACGCGAGUCAAAUCCUCCCGAUAACAGCUCUUCCAGAUUUCCACUCUGGUCUGCUCACAGUUCAACAUCCAUGGCGUGUGCUCUUCAAGUGAGGGAGAGCUUCCUCCAACAGCUCGGCCUUGCGAUGAAAGAGGGUCAUUCUCUGCCAAUGGACCUGCACUCUGAACUGGAAUCCUGCUUCACAGGAACAAAGCCCACCCCUACAGUUCCUUUCAGCCUCCUGAGAAAACUCCACAGAUUCUUACAAAAAGAAGGCUUCCCAGUAUAUCUUCAUGAACUUCUGGAGGGAGCAGAAAUAUUUACACCAGAGGUGAAGUUGCCCCAGAGGAACCCUGAGCUGGUGGCCAGACUGGAAAAGAUCAAAGCAAAGUUGGCAAAUGAGGAGUACAGACGGAUUACCAAAAAUGUCAAUUGCCAGAUAAACCAACAUGGUACUCUGGGAGAUUUGGCCAGGCAAGUGCGGUCAGUCAAGGCAUUGGUGGUGACCAUCUUUAACUUCAUGGUGACAGUGGGGGCCGCAUUCGCCUGUGCCUACCUGGGCAGUCAGUACAUUUUCACAGAGCCGGCUGCGUGUGUUGUCAGUGCAGUGAUUGUGGCCUCUGUGGUGGGGCUGGCAGAGCUGUACGUGCUCGUGCGGAUGAUGGAAGGAGAGCUGGGAGAGAUGUAGCAGGAGCUUCGAUGCAAGUGAGCCCUGGAUGAGCUGCAAUCCAGUUUCUGUGGCUCUGAGACUUUCUGCCUAUAAACCUUGACUUCGUGAAUACACAGUGCUGGCGUCCUACAGUUUAUAAUUCACAUGCUCCUGCGCUGUGUGCAAAAGGUCAUUUGUUGUUCUACAUGUUGUUUUAUGGGCAUUUAAGGGAUAAAGAUAAAAUUUAUUUGUCACAUGUACAUUGAAACACACAGUGAAAUGCAUCAUUUACAUUAAAUUGAAUCAUUGAGGAUUAUGCUGGGAGGAGCCUGCAAGUGUCACUACACUUCCAGCGGCAACAUACCAUGCCUACAGCUCACUAAUCUUAGCCUGUACGUGUUUGGAAUGUGGGAAGAAACCAGAGCACCUGGAAGAAAUCCAUGCAUUGAGGGGGCAAAGGUACAGUGGUGGGAAUCACACCCUGAUCGGUGAUUGCUGUAAAGUGAUUGUGCUAACUACUAUGUUACUGUGCUGCCUAUUUAAGUCAGGGUAAUUGAGUCAGUGAGUGCCUGGCCAAAUGAGAUUGGAGCAAUAUUCCCUCCCACAACAAACAUUGAUAAGUAAGUUGUGACUUCUGAUGAUCUGGCAGUAAGACAUAGGAGCAGAAUUGGGCAGACCAUUUGGUCCAUUGAGUCUGCUGCACCAUUCCAUCAAAGCUGAUUUAUUAUCCUUGUCAACCCCAUUCUUAUGCCUUCUCCCCAUAACCUUUGACUCCCUGAUUAAUCAAGAACUUAGCAACUUCUGCCUUAAAUAUUCCCAAAUGACUUGUCCUGCACAGCCUUCUGUGGCAAUGAAUUCCACAGAUCCACCACACUUUGGCUAAAGAAAUUUUUCCUCAUCUCAUUUCUAAAUGGAUAUGUCUCAAGUCUGAGCCUUUAGUCCUAGACUACCCCACUGUAGGAAACAUCCUCUCGACAUCCACUCUAUCAAGGCCUUCCAAUAUUCAAUAGGUUGCAAGGAGAUCCCCCUCAUUCUUCUGAACUCCAGCAUUUAGACCCAGAGCCAUCAAACACCCCUCAUACAUUAAUGUUUUCAUUCCUGGGAUAUUUUUGGGAACCUCCUUUGGACCGUCUCCAAUGCCAACACAUUUUUUUCUUAGAGAAGGGGCCUGAAAUUGCUCACAAUACUCCCAAGUGCAGUAUGCCUUAUAAGGCCUCAGCAUUACGCCCUUGUUUUUGUAUUCUAAACCUCAAAAUGAAUGACUAACAUUACAUCUUGUAUUCUUACCACUGACUCAACAUGAAAGUUAGCCUUCGGGACUCCCUUCUGUCAAAGUGUGUGACCAUGCACUUCCCUACAUUAUAUUUCAUCUGCCAUUUCUUUGCCUAUUCCCCCAAUCUGUCCAAGUCCUUCUGCAGAUACCCUGCUUCUCCACCUUCCUUUGUAUCAUCCGCAAACUUGGCACAAAGCCAUAAUUUCCUUCAUCCAAAUCACUGAUAAUACAACGUAAAAAGAAGCAGUUCCCACACUGCAGAACAGCAUUAGACACCAACAGCCAACCAGGAAACUGCUGAAAGAUUUUGGCCCAAAACGUUGACUACUUUUUUUCUAUAAGUGCUGCCUGGCCUGCUGAGUUCCUCCAGCAUUUUGUGUGUGUUGUUCAGAACAGGGCUCCUUUAAUGCCACUCUUAGCAUCCUGCCAGUCAGCUAAUCUUUUAGCCAUGCUAGUAUCUUUCCCGUAAUACCACAGGCUGUUAUCUUGUUGAGCAGUGUCAUGCUCAGCACCUUGUCAAAGACCUUCUGAAAAUGCAAAUAAACAACAUCCACUUUGUCUAUCCUGCCUGUUAUUUCCUCAAAGAAUUCCAACAGAUUUGUCAGGCAAGAUUUCCCUUUUAGAAAACUAUGCUGUCUUUGGCCUAUUUUAUCAUGUACCUCCAAGUGCCCUGAAACCUCAUCCUUAAUAAUAGAUUCCAACAUCUUUCCAACCACUGAAGCCAGACUAACUGGCCUAUGCUUUUUCUUCUGACUCCCUCUUAAAGAGUGGAGUGAAAUUUGCAUUUUUUCACUCCUCAGGAACCAUUCCAGAACUUAGUGAUCCUUGAAAGAUCAUUACUAAUGCCUUCACAAGCUCUUCAUCUACCUCUUUCAGAACCCUUGGCUGUUGUCCAACUGGUCCAGAUCACUUGUCAACCUUCAAGUUUUUCAGCUUUUCAAGCAUCUUCUUCUUAGCAAUAGAAACACUUCUGCCCCCUGGCACUCUCACAUUUCUGGCAUUCUGCUGGUGUCUUCAACAGUGAAGACCGGCACAAAAUAAUCAAUUCCUCCAUCAUUUCUUUGUGCCCCAUUAGUAUCUCUCCAGCAUCAUUUUCUAGUGAUCUGAUUAUCCACUCUCACCUCAGUUUUACUCUUUAUUUAUCUGAAAAACUUAUAGAAUCCUCUUUUAUACUACAGGCCAGCUUCUCUUUGUAUUUCAUCUUUUCUCUUUUUAUUGCUUGUUUAGUUCCCUUCUAUUGGUUUUUAAAAACUUCCCAAUCCUCUACCUUCUCACAAUUUUUUUUUACAGUGUUACAUGCCCUCUCUUUUGCCUUUAUGCUGGUUUUGACUUUCCUUGUUAGCCACGUUUGCCUCAUCCUCCCUUUAGAAUACUUCUUCAUCUUUGGGGUGUAUCAUUCCUGCUCCUUCUAAAUGUCCCCCAUAAACAACAGCCUUUGCUGUUGUGUCAUCAUUCCUGCUAAUGUCCUUUUCCAAUCAACUUUCACCAGCUCCUUUCUCAUGCCUCUUUAAUUCUCUUUACUGUCAUGGUGACACAUCUGACAUGAGCUUCUCCCUGUCAAACUGCAGGAUGAAUUCAAUCAUAUUAUGAUCACUAUCUCUAAGGGUUCCUUUAUUUUAAGUUCCCUAAACAAGUAUGGUUCAUUACACAAUAGCUGAUCCCCUAGUGAGCUCAACCACUAGUUCUAAAAAGCCAUCUUCCUGGCUUUCUACAAGUUCCUUCUCAUGGGAUCCAGCACCAACCCAAUUUCCCAAUCUACCUGCAUAUUGAAAUCUCCCAUGACCCUGUAACAUUGCCCUUUUGACAUGCAUUUUCUAUCUCCCAUUGCAACCUGUAGCCCACAUCCUGACUACUGUUCAGAGGUCUGUAUAUAAUUCAAGGAUCUUUUUAUCCUUGCAGUUUCUUAACUCUACCCGCAAAGAUUCUACAUAUUUAAUUCCUAUGUCACCUUGUUUCUUUUUUUACCAACAGAGCCAUCCCACCCCUUUUACCUACCUAUCUGUCCUUUUGAUAUAAUGUGUAUCCUUGGAUGUUAAAGUCCCAAUCAUAACCUUCUUUCAGCCACGGCUUUGAGAUGCCCACAACAUACCUGCCAAUCUAAUUGUGUCACAUGAUCAUCCAUCUUAUUCCAUAUACUGCAUGCAUUCAAAUAUAAGACCUUCAGCCCUGUAUUCAUCAUCACUCUUUUUCAUUUUGGCCCCCUGCUGCACUUUAACUAAUCCCACUGACUGCAAUUUUGUCAUCUGCCUAUCCUUCCUGAGAGUCUCACUACACACUGCUUCCGCUUGUAUACCACCUGCCCCAUCCUCUGCCCUAUCACUCCGGUUCCUAUCCCCUGGCUAAAUUAGUUUAAACCCUCCCCAACAGUUCUAGCAAACCUGCCUGCAAGGAUAUUGGAACCCCUUGAAUUCAGGAGUAACCUGUCCCUUUUGUACAGGUCAUAACUUCCACAGAAGAGAUCGCAAUGAUCCAGAAAUCUGAAACCAGUUCCUCAGUCAUGCGUUCAUUUGUCAAAUCCUCUUAUUUUUGCCCUCACUGAUGCAUACAUAGGCAACAAUCUAGAGAUUACUACCCUGGAGGUCCCGCUUUUCAGCUUUCUCUCUAACUCCUUAAAUUAUUUCUUCAGCACCUCGUCCUUUUUGCCACCUUGUUCUCGUUUUUCAGUUGGAUUUCAUUUCACAAUUUGUAAAGUUCUGGAUCUAUUGAUCAGAAAGGCUCAAGUCUGGCAGCACUCCUAGAACAGCUCUCCCAUCUGCAAUGUAACUGAGUAUGUGGAAAUGCUUUGCACAUCAGUCAGCAUCUGCGGAAAGAGAGGCCUUUCAAUAGACACUGGAUUGUAUCUGAUUGGAGGCAGGAGAGUGCACCAAGCUGUGGAUACACUGGGUUGUAUUGAGUCCAUAAUCCACCAACACACUGAGUGUGAGAGGUCACAGCUCCUGUCUGAGUGUGUGAGGGGCUGCUCAACACCAACCCCACACUCCUGGUCUCUGGGCAUCCAGACAGAAAGAAGUGGGGGGGGGGGUCACUUGGGGGAAUGUGCUUGUUGGUCUGCCCUUGGGUCUGGCCACAUUGACCCCUCACAGGUUCCACCAGCAGCUUGGUCAAGGUUUGACCCCAGCCAACUGCUUGCCCCUCUCCUGAGCUUACAUCUGUGAUUGGGUGCCCCAGAAUCUCCUUACAGUACCACGAACUCCAUACUGAUAGCAGCUGGAAUGAAAUCCCACUUGUCAACACAGUAAAGCAUUACGCUAGCUGCUACACUGCGGUGCAACUCAUUCUGGUAAAGUGGAAGGCAUAUAUUGCAGGUUAGUGGCUGUGGGGUGAGGGCAGGGGGGCUGAUGACAGGGGUUGGGGGCUAUUACCAUCAACACACAAGUAAAUUCCUUGUGCCCCAUGACUGCAGAAGGUUUACAUCUGACAUCCAACCCGUGCUGAGAUGCCAGAGACAUGGCAAAGAGCCGUGUAACGCAUGAACUUCUCCAUUAGAGUUGGGGAAAGCAGAAGGGGGGGGGGGGUUUAAAUGCAGGGAAUGAUCUGUUCCCCAAUGACGAUGACACUUUCUCAGCAGGGCCUCCUCCCCAGGAUGGGGCAACUCCAGCCCCUCACUCCCAGGGUGCAGCACUUCCAUGAACUGCUCCUCACCCCUAGGCUGGGGUAACUGAAUCUGCCCCAACCACCUCCCUGGUUGUACAGUCCAAAUUCAUCCCUCACCGAUGAAGUGAACUCUUUCUCAGGUCAUUUAUGGCUCCUUAUUCCAUCUCCCUCAUUCUGCCCCAGGUUCCUGAACCCUCUGGGGCUGGGGACAGUUUCUUCCUGUCUCUUCAGUCUGAGAGGAUACUGUUAAUGAGAUCUGACCCGGCUUCUCCACUCCACGUACAUGUCUAAAGCCUCUCAACCAAGGAAAUAUCCCACACCUCUGCUGGAGCCUUCACACCUUCCCUAAUCUGUGGCAGAACUGGACAGGCAACUAUAGCCUUGGCUGAACCUGUGUUAUACACAGUCCUACACUCUAUGCCUCUGUUUGUAAUGCCCCGGGCCUACUUCCUGUGCUUGCCCCAACAUAAUAAAGGCUUCCUUUCCCCUAGCUCUCCAUUCCAUUCCCCUUACGGAUUUCUGUCAGAGAACUUCAAACAGUACAACAGAGUACAGGCCCUUUAACCUUCUCUAAGAUCAAUCUUACCCUUCCCUCUAAUACAACCCUCCAUUUUUCUAUCAUUAAUGUACCCAUCUAAGACCACCACCCCAGCACACCCGCCACUCUCAGGGUUUAAAAAAAAAGACAACUAUCUCUGACAUUCUUCCACCCCCUCCAGUUACAUUAAAAUUACGUCCCCUCAUAUUAGCCAUUUCUACCCUUGGGGAUAAAAUGUCUCUGGCUGUCCACUCUGCCUAUGCCUCUUAUCAUCUUGUACAUCUCCAUCAAGUCACCUCUCAUUCUCCAAAGAGAAAAGCACUAGUUUGCUCAACUAUCCUCAUCAGACGUGGUAUGUAACCUCUGGUUUAUAUUGACUCUUCCCCCCCGUCCCCGUCCCCGUCCCCACAAAUUAUGCCUCCUGCCUGCCUCUUCCACCAGCCUGUCCAUGAAGCUUCCAACUGCUGUUCACCCUGCCCGAGGGUUUUUUUGAUACAUUUAUUUUUAGCCUAUUAGAAAUCUACUGUAAAGAAAUCUUAAGGAUUGCCUAAGAAAGAUAUAAAUCAGCUGCAGCUUGUUCAAAAUACAGCAGGAAGAAUCUUAACCAAAAAAAAAAUCUGAGCAUACCUGAUGCAAAAUCUGAAAAUCUGAUGCAAUUACAAAGAAAAUAACGUGAGGCAAACUGGAAGGUCUUAAAGUUGAUAAGUCACCUGGACCAGGUGGACGACAUCCCAGAGUCCUGAGAGAGGUUGCUGAAGAGAUAACAGAUGCAUUGGUCAUGAUCUUUAAAGAAUCUCUUGAUUUUGGCAUGGUCCCGGAGAAAUGGAAAAUUGCAAAUGUCACUCCGCUCUUUGAGAAGGGAGAAAGACGAAAGAGAGGAACACUAAGAAAUUUGGUGCUCUUAACGAUCUCAAUGUUCAGCGGAGAGUGGUCGCUCUGUGUUCUCCUCAAGUCAACAACCACCUCUGUAUGUCGUGAGUUUGGAAUGGCUAUAUCUAUCAAGUUGUUCUUGCUUGUUUAUCCUGUGUAUUAUAUCUGGACGGUUAUUAUGGAGUGUCCCAGCGGUAAUAAUAAAUUAGUCGUUAUAUCCUU